Syngnathoides biaculeatus (alligator pipefish) is the source of this 1344-nucleotide messenger RNA. RefSeq names its product fibroblast growth factor 11a (gene fgf11a). Gene Ontology annotation, biological process: fibroblast growth factor receptor signaling pathway; positive regulation of protein phosphorylation; regulation of cell migration. The transcript has 4 exons. The record is from RefSeq and is a predicted model, not a curated record. Gene Ontology annotation, cellular component: cytoplasm. The coding region runs from base 136 to 900 and encodes 254 amino acids. NCBI's taxonomy places the organism in Eukaryota, Metazoa, Chordata, Actinopteri, Syngnathiformes, Syngnathidae. Gene Ontology annotation, molecular function: fibroblast growth factor receptor binding; growth factor activity.
CCUCGCCAGCUCCCUGAUCCGGCAGCGUCGGGAGGUCAAGGAUCCCCGGACCGACCGCAAGCGAAAACCGUGCCCGAAAAGCAACGAGUGGCUCUGUCAGCAGCAAAUCCUCAUUUUGAUAUCCAAGGUCCGAUUAUGCGGCAGUCGAGGGAGAAAACUGGAGAAACGACCAAAGCCGCAGUUGAAGGGGAUCGUCACGCGGCUCCACUGCCGGCACGGUUUCUACCUUCAAAGUCUGCCGGACGGCACCGUGCAAGGCACAAAGGACGAAAGCGGCUCCUUCUAGUGCAGUUCAACUUGAUUCCUGUGGGCCUCCGCGUCGUGGCGAUCCAGAGCUACGAGACCGGGCUCUACGUGGCCAUGAACAGCGAGGGCUACCUCUGCACUUCGGGACACUUCACACCGGAGUGCAAGUUCGAAGAGUGCGUCUUCGACAACUACUACGUCACCUACUCGUCCGUCCCGUACAGACAGACGCAGUCGGGCCGGGCCUGGUACGUCGGCGUCGACCGGGUCACGAAGGGAAACCGCGUCAAGAAGACAAAGGGCGCCGCACAUUUUCUGCCCAAACUCAUCGAAGGUACCGCAGAUCAGUACCAGAAAGCUCGCCGCGCAGAUCGCGAAGCCCGUCUAGCCGUCGGUAUUGGUGGGCCCAAGAUUAGAUUAGCAAGCCAACAGACCGUUGGGAAUCAUUUGGUUCCGUUUGAUGGAAAUAAUAUCAUGGUUUUCUUUGCGUCUCAUAUGGUGGCCGUGUACAGGGGAGCCGUCGUCCCUGCACGACGUCGCCGCGCAGAGUUCGCCGAGGAAAACGGCCAAGACUGCCAGUGGGUCGCCUGCGCACCUCAAUGGCGAGAAAGACCCUCAGAGCAAAACCAAAACCUCGUCAUCGCAGCCAUGUGAGACAAGUGGGCUCGAGGGGGAUCCCUGGAGGACACCUAAACAGGGUUGUCGGAUCCCCCCCUGAGAACGUCCUCCCUGUUGUGUGGGAAGCAAGAACUCCAACAAGAGGUGCGGCCGUCGGUGCAGCGGUUUCCGAAUUCGACUCAAUUUUCCACCUUUUUGUUUUGUGGCGAUCGCAAUACAUCGCGAAAAAAAAAAAGAAGAAGAAAAGACAUCCACGCACGCAUUUAAGAAGGAACCGUGACAAUGUUGUUCUUGACAGUUUUUAGCAAGCUCAAACUCAAUCCGAAGGCGGUAAAAGUUCAAUUCAUAUUUCCAUCAGCGCCGCGUUUGUUUCUUGAAAUAACUUUCACGCCGGCGAGAAGCACUUAAGACCUUCAUUAAAUGGCUAAAUAGACCUUUGGGUUGCCGCGUUUGACCGGUCAUUUAAGUCCAUUAAAUGUG